Molecule: messenger RNA, 10573 nt
Organism: Phycodurus eques (leafy seadragon)
Lineage: Eukaryota; Metazoa; Chordata; Actinopteri; Syngnathiformes; Syngnathidae
Product: homeobox-containing protein 1-like
Exons: 9
Coding region: 135-1469 (444 amino acids)
Biological process (GO): positive regulation of DNA-templated transcription
Cellular component (GO): nucleus
Molecular function (GO): double-stranded telomeric DNA binding
Source: RefSeq, a predicted model, not a curated record
GCCCGUCUCGCGGACAAAAGGCGAAUCUGUCUGACGGUGGGCUGAAGCCCAAAUACAAUUAAGAGGAGACAUUUUAAGGGGGAAACUUGAUGUAAUACGAGUGUCACGGCUCCACUGAGACAACAUAAGCCCGCAUGUUACAUGUAACGUCUGUGGAAAAUUGUCUACUGGAACAAGAAAGGAUGUUCCAGCAGUGCGAGGAGCCUCGCUUCACCAUUGAGCAGAUCAACCUCCUCCAGAGGCUCAGGAGGACGGGCAUCGGCCAGGCCGAACUCCUCCAUGCCCUCGAGACCUUGGACCACCUGGAUCAUCUGGACUGUCCCCACAGAUGCACCGCAAACCACCAACCGUCUUUCUAUGCCCCACCUUCGUCUUCCACCGCCGCCACUCAGACCGUCUUCUCCGACAGCCGCCUAUCGCCGAGUAGCUUUGAUGUAACCUUGCCCGUCGACAUAGCAACUGUAGCGCAGACGAACGGGAAGAUGUCGCCGCGGCCCAGGUUUCCUCUAGUGGGGGGCGGUGUGGUGGGCUACGGCUUUGAGACGGGCGACGAAGACGUGGAUGUCGAUGAGAAAGUGGAAGACUUGAUGAGGAGAGACAGUGGUGUCAUCAAAGAGGAGAUCAAGUGCUUCCUGGCCAACAGGCGCAUCUCCCAGGCGGUGGUUGCACAAGUGACGGGAAUUAGUCAGAGUCGCAUCUCCCACUGGUUGCUGCAGCAAGGGUCUGACCUCAGCGAGCAGAAGAAACGAGCCUUCUUCAGAUGGUAUCAGCUGGAGAAGAGCAGCCCUGGUGCCACGCUGGCCUUGCGCAGUGCCCCGCUGACGCUGGAGGACGUGGUGAUGGACUGGCACCAGGCCCCGCCCACAUUCGCUCCCGCUCCAGUGGGCUUCCGCCUGCGCCGGGGGAACAGAUUCACCUGGAGGAAGGAGUGUCUGGGCGUCAUGGAGAGCUACUUCAGUGACAAUCAAUAUCCUGACGAAGCGAGGAGGGAGGAGAUCUCCAUGGCCUGCAAUGCCGUAAUUCAAAAACCAGGAAGACAGCUUCUUGACUUUGAGAAGGUGACGUCUCUGAAGGUGUACAACUGGUUCGCCAACCGCCGCAAGGACAUCAAGAGACGCGCCAACAUUGCUGUGAGGAGUGUGUGUGUUCAUGAAGAAGCAGCCAUCUUGGAGAGCCACAGCAUAGAUGUCGAGAGUCCCGGUGGUCAGUCCAACGGCGAUGAGGUGGACGCCAACGACUUCCCCGAGCAGGUUCCCACGCUGCCGCCCAACUGGAUGGCCGUCCUGGGCCGAGGGGCCGCGUCGGGGCCGAGGGGCUGCUCCCUGACCGGCCGUCGGCCGUCCUGGUCGCCGCCUUCGCCCGCCCCCCGGGACGAGCCGAGUUCGGAGAAGGCGGCCGACGACCGAGCGGACGGGGCGGGCUUAACUUUGGCCGGCGACAUCAAGACGGAGGCGAUCGAAGACGAUUGAAAGGAGGUGACGUUAACCGUGUCCAUAUGCAAAUAUUUGCCCUCCGACAACCAAACUGCAAGUUGCACUCAACUUAAGUAAACGUUUCUACGAGCGUCCAUGACGACUGACGAGACGCUCGUCACACUGUGAUCACAACGGUGCAGCCUCAAACUAAAUGUGUACAGCCAAGCAUUAUUUUUGUGUUCCAUUUUAAUGGUAUAUUACAAAAAAAAAAAAAAAAAAAAAAAAAUAUAUAUAUAUAUGACAAAUUGAUGAUCAAAAUAAGCUGAGUGAUGGACGCAAAGAAAUGCUCCCGUUUGUUUUGUUUUUACACUGAUUACUACAAAUUAGCGUCACUCGGGGGGGGGGGAAGAAAAAUACCAAAAUAACGUGAAAAUAGUCAUGAUAUUAAUAAAAAGGUUUUUUUCAUAUCACAACCAGUCAUGGUUUCAGUAAAAACAUUUGCAAUAUGACAAGAUGACUUUAAAAUUGAAAUAUUAAAAGUCUUUGUAGAAAGUAGUUAUAUUUAUAAUUAUUAUUUCCAUUGGAAAUUUUGAGUAAAGAAGUUGUCAUUUUUCUUAAUUAAAAAUUCGCACAGAACAGACUAUCUUUUUUUUCUUCUUCUUAGAAAUAAGCCCAAGCAAUAAUAUCACCGGAAAGCAAAGUACAAUUUUUUUCCCCUUCUUCUUUGGAAAAAGUCAUUAUUUAAAGGAAUAACGUUUUUUUUUCCUCUACAUAAACAUUUUAUAUCGGGAGGAAAAGGUGAUUCCCCCCCCCCCCCCCCCCAGUAAUUAAUAUUACAGGAAUAUAAUCAUAAUUUUUACAAAUUAAAAAUUCCCCAAACCUUUUUUUUUUUCUCUCUUGAGAGAAAUAUUUGCCUAUAUACUCUACCAAAGGCUAUUACUCUUUUCUUGUCAAGCUACUAUAACUUUUACUCUUAGUAUUCUUUAUUCUUUUGAGUUUGGUGCUCAUAUUCAGUUUACAAAAUGAUAGUAAAAUACAUGAAAAUAUAUAUUUUUAGUUUUUAUUUUAAAAUUCUUUUUUUUUUUUUUUAUAAAGUAAACCGGGGGUGGGGGGAAUCCUGAAAAUCUACAAUGGAAGACCUUUCUUUGUGUCCAUAACACCGCCUGCGCUGUUAUGUCAAAUAUUCAAAAUAUGUACUAUAUGCCUCUAUAUACUGUACAUGAAUACAUAAAAAUACAGUAUAUAUUACAUUAUAUAAACUGUGAGGGUGGGGGAUGUUUUUAAAAAAAAUUUUUUAAUUAUUAUUCUACACAAACGCGUUUCCAUUUACCAGAACAAAAAAUAGCUUCUGAUGGCAGAAGCCAAAGUAUUACCUUUUAAAAGUUUUUUUGAUUUUACAUUGUUAGAUGCAUGAAAUGUGUGGAGUCACUCCAAAAUGUCACCCCCCCAAAUGCUGUUUUCUACCUUCUAAUGUGUUUUAAACACAUUUUCAUUUCUUUCUUUCAUUCCAUGUCACUCACGUGUCGCAGCUAAACUAAGCUAGGACAUAUUUAGACUGUCGCCGAAAAUAUGUUGUCAAAUGUUUAUCAAACAAAUGAAAUGGAGCCAUUGGAGAGGGUUGAUUGAGCGCACCUCUGCUUAUUUCAACAUUUUUGCCAAUAUAAAUUAUUCGUGUCUGAACAAUUUUAACAAUCUGCCGUGAAUUUUCGUUCGGGUGCCUUACGUUGUACGUGUUUGUGUUGCAGUAAAGACGACUUUUUACGAUUCCUGCGAAACUUUUUACGAUUCCUGGGAAACGUCCAAAUUCCUGGAACAGUACCGCAAAUACGUCGGUUCGAGAAAAAUCUGUGACCAAGAAAAAAAUCGCCAAUAGGAGGCUGUGCAGGGGUUGAUGUCAGCCAAGAUCGGCCAUAGCUUGCGUUUGAGAGUUGGACAGCAAAACAGAGGAAAUACGAGCUGUUCUAAGUACUACGUGUGGAAAUCGAAGUCUCUAUUUGUAUCAGUCAAUCUUUAAAUUUCCACAUUUAGUCAUUUAUUAAUGCAGACGGUGGACGCGGAACCCAUGUUGCCGUGAGACGGAAACAGAAAACAAACACAGCUGACAACCGUGAUAAACUAGCAUUUUAGAAAAUAAAGGGGAAAACAUGUUUAAAAAUACUACAAGAAAAUAAACUAUCUUUUUUUUUUUUUAAUUAAACCUCAGACAUUUUAGCCAAUCAGGAGCCAGAAAAAAUAAUUUUGGAAAGUGGUAUAGUUAAAACCAACUUUCAUUAUACACUGCUUCACUUCUUUUUACUCUUGUACGACACCAAAACCUUUGAAGUCAAUCAAACCUCAAUUUACUUAUUUUUACACUUGACAUAAGACUGUUUCAAAGUUGAAGUUUCCUAACUGCCUCUAAAACCACACAUUUACAAAAAUGCGUGCGACUUAAGAUGUUUAAAACAUAUUUAUUCUUACAAGUCAUGCGAGACAAAACAGUAACAGGUAGGCGAUUUCCCAGUUUUCCUGAACACACCACCUAACCCUCGUCCCUUUUUGUAAACUACGCCCCACGUAGCCACGCUUGUGUACGGCCCUGUACCUCGCCUGGCGUCCUUUCAAAGGGAAAUGUAGCUUAUUAGGAGUCUCCUCAAUUGCGAAUUGUUCAAUUGGCCGCCGAAUGAAAUCAACUGAGUGGCAGUCCAGAUGUUUUCUGCUGUCCUCUGUGAUGCCAUUUUAGGAGCGUUUCCAUCACAGUCGCUCUUAUGAGAUUAUUUCAAGGUGUCACCUUUAGGUUAAUCCUGUACAGUUUACGUAGCUUUUGGAACACGAAAGAUAAUGUGGAGCCAAGUGUCCCCCCCCCCCCUUACAAAUCUUAUUUCUUGUUUUAACAUGGAGUGCCUUGUUUGGAUCCCUGACUGUUGUGUAAAAAAAUAAAAAUAAUAAUAAUAAUAAUAAUAAACCCACACAACUAAUUGUACUGCCUUUUUUGCCGUCUGCCACGGAAACUUUAUUUAUUUUUUUCUUACUGUUUUUAUGGAUUGUUUUUAUUCCAUUUACAGGGGAAUUAAAGCUGAUCAGUCAACCAGUUGUUGGGCGUUUUCCUCACAUUUUUUAUUUUAUUUUUGUUCUAAAUAUUUUCUUUCUCAUCUUUUAUUGGGUAAAGAUUGUCUUUACUUAGACAAGGGGUAGGCACCCGGUCGCCGCCAAGAACCAUGACUAGGCCGCGAGACUGUUCUCAAACUAGCUCACCUUGUAAUUUCCUAGGCAUGGUGUGGAAGUGAUCAUUUGAAAAUGUAAACACUUGUACAUGUGUAUUAAGUGCUACAUUUCAACAUUUGUUUUCUACCUUGUUAAACCAUUAAUUAUUGCGAGAAAUCAUGAACCAAAUAAUUUUUUUAUGACAAUCAAUAUUGAUAUUUGUUUUAAAUGAUACAAAGCCAAAGAACUACUUUUUUUUUUUUUUUGAAAUCCAGAGAGACCAUUAAGAACGGUUUCUUAUUUACAAUAUUGAUCUGAUCACUGAUACUAAAAAUAUAUAAUACAUUUAUAAAUUAACAACAACAAAAUGAGUGCCUAAAUGUUAUGAGAACACAAAACAAAAAAAAUACAAUACUUCAAAAUUUAAGAAAAUAUGUAAUUAGUAUAAAAUGCAUAGAAUAAACCAAAUAGCUGCUUAGUUUAAAAUCUAAAUUAAAUUUAAUAAAAACAUUUCAAACGAUAAAGUAAAUAUUUUAUUCAAUAAAUAAAACCAAUUUCAAAUACAAUUAUUUAAUUACAUAAGGACAUUUCAUAUUUGAGUAUUUAACAACAAACAAAAUAAACGGACUUCAUUUUUCUUUAUUUUCUCAUCACAUUACUAUUCAAAUGAUACAAAUUAAAAAAACAUGCUUAUUUUCAUAUACAUGUUCUCUCUUUGGAUUGCAGCGUAGUGACAGAAAACUAAAUUGUCAAAAAAAUAAAAAAAAGCCAUCGGUGCUCAAUAGUCUCUUCAUCUACACACAGCAAGAAACAUGAUUGCUAAUCUUUUAUCAUGUUGAUAUGAAAUGUUUGAGUUGCUGCGGUUUUCAUGUCAAAUCAUAUUCAUCCCUUAGUAACAAAAAAAAAAAAAACUUAUUGCUUAUGUUGACAACAACAACACUUAAAUACAAGCAAUAUGAAAAUGUAUGAAUUUUAGGGGUCCCCCAAAAUGAGCCCUCCAAAGGCGAAAGUUAGACUUAUGCGGGCAGAGCACGGUUAGUUCAAGCAAUGGCCAGAAAAAAAGGCAGUGCGAGGGCCUAUUCAAUUGCAUUUUUGCUUCAUGUUCAAGACAUUAGUUUGUUGUUUGUAGAACGAUUGAGAAGCGCCUCAUCUAGUUACUGAUUGCGGGCUUUGUGUAAUGUGAUGACGACAUCAUGCAUAAAAUCCCCAAAACAGUUCAAGUGCAGCAAACUGACGUGAGAUGUUAAAAGUCCACUUGAAAGGUUAAAAAUAAAAUGGAUUUGUACAAAAGACACAUUUUCCUUUCAGGGGCCAUUUUUGUGCGGAGUAUACAAAAUUAUAGUCACAUAACUUUUUUUUUUUUUUUUUAAAACUUUUCUCGUAAAGCCACACCAUUAGUGUACACUUUUUUCCCCUCAUAUUGACUACCCUCGUAAAUGUACAACUUUGUUUACUUACAGAAUUCCCAUUUUCUCGUAAAAUGACUUUCUCCUAAAAUGGAAACACUAAGUAGGCUUAAAAAAAAAAAAAAAAACUAAUACGUGGAAACAUUUUCUCUUAAUCUUGUGAAAUAGUUCUCAUAAAAUUGUGAUUUUCUUUCUUGGAAAAUAUAGACAUUUUUCCUGUAAUAUUGCAACUUUAAUUUACGAUGUCUUAUGUUCUAAUAUUAUGACAAUUACCUUCAGAGUUACAAAUGGACAUCAUGAAAUUCUGAUUUAUUUCUUGCAGAAUUGUGAGUCUUAAUCUUAUAAUCUUAAUCUUUAUUUUUCAUAAAAUUGUGAUUUCUUUAUUUUUUCUUUGAAACUUUAUAUGGAAACUUGUAACGUACACUUUUUAUCAAACUCGCAAAUUACUAUGCUUAAAGAAUUAGUUAACAUCAAAUUGUGAUCAUUUUUCUCAUAAAUUUAGAACUUUAAUUCACAAUUUUCCUCCCCCCCCAAUAAGAUGGCUAUUCCACUUUGUUAUCAUCAAAAUAACAAUCAUUGUGAUUAGAGAUGCACCGAAAAUGUGAUCACCAAAGAUUUGCGUCUAAAAAUGGCCCAAAAGUGCAUUUUCGGUUUUUGACCAAUGGACUUGUUGCCGAAACAGGAUAUCGUGAUGACGUAAGCGCAAAUGGUGGCCAGCGCUCAGUUGCAUAAACUAUAUUGCUGAAGAAAAACCAAAAACGGCAUGUCGCCCUAGCCACGACGCCGAGCCAAGGAGGUGAACAUCGGCUUCGCUUCCGGUGUCAACGCAGCAUAAGUCACUAUCAUUGCCUCCAUGGCAGCGAACAAGCUACACUUGUGACCAAGUCUCGUUGUCACAAAGGGAAGACGAGAAGCAACAGGAGAAAAAUGGGGCCGCCAUGCUAAUUGGUAAGCUAUCGUGACUUAUAGUCACAAAACACAGAAAUAAGUGACUGGGUUAGGGAUGUAGAAUUAUUCAAAUUUGAAUCGUCGUUAUGAUUUUGGCUGCCACGAUGAAAUGAGCCUGAUCAUCAGCAAUUUUGUUACAUUUCAAAGGAAGACGUUGCUGCACAUGAAAAGUGCUUCAUUUGCAGCAGUGCAAGUUGACCGUCUCAGCACAUUGGCGGCGUCGUGGGUGUCAUGGUAAGACACCGUUAACAAUCGUUGUAGCGGCUGCAUUGACUUCAACUUUUCGGCCGGCCUGCCCGCGAUGGGAAAAAAAAAAAAAAAAAAAAGAAAAACCUCGCCGGAAGUAAAUAGCGAGGGAAAUCACAACUACGGAGAUCUUAGCAGUUUGUGACCGAUGGUCAAGCGAAACGGAGACGUACCCUCCCUCGACAAUUCACUAUACUGACGACGGAGAUUUUCAAAUGAAAAGUCGGUGCUUACAGCCGACUGUUGUUGCGAUUUAUGCAUUAACUGUAUUUGCUCCCAUUAAGUUUCAAUUCGUAAUUGCACUUUGUAAUCGCAUAUUUGUUCAGUUAGCCCUCGGUAAAGUCAAAUUUCUUUGGGUACAUUUAAUGUUCAUCAUCCAUCAUUUAUUCUCAUUUAAAAACAUUUUUCACUGAAAUAUUGUUUGUUGAAAAGUAGUGCAAGAAAAAUCAAGAUUUUUCCCUAACGAGGAAUAAUCGUGCAGCCCUAGAUUGGGUGAUGUAGUACACAUGUGACAUAAGUCUGGCUGAAACUGUGUUAUAACGGGGGGGGGAAUAACCAAAUUUGAGAAAAAAGAAAAAAUAAAUAAAUAGCUGCAAAAUGCAAAGUGUCUGCAGAGAAAAUACACAGAAACACAGGACGCCGCCCGAAUCCGGAAAUGACUGAGUACGUAACAGCUCCGUUCACGUCACCCGAGAACAAGGGUUAAAAGCAUAUCAUUAAUAUUUAUAAGAGAACCUUUAUUUUUCCCACAAUGGGGAAAUCUGCAUCGUUUCAGGGGAAAUAGUGAAUACAGGAAAUACAAAAAUAGCAGGCAAGAGAAUUGUACAAGAAGUACAUUGCACAAAACAGAAAAAACGAUUUUCCGUGCAUAAACUAUACAAUUCAGUAAUGUUUGUUGGUUUGCAAAAUACAGUACUAAGUUUUAAUUCUGACUUUUGAGAUCUGACUAAUGUGAUUCAAUAGACUCUCUUUCUUUACUAGGCUUCAAAACAGAAUUGGUAAAGUAUUUAAUCCAAAGAGACGGAUCAUUUUGACAACGGCACGUUGAAACUUUGAUUCGGGCUGCAAUUGCGUCGGCCAUUACAAGGCUGAUGGAAUAAAUACAGUAAAAUAAAUAUUGAAGCCAUAAUUCAUCAACAAUUAACGAUUAUAAAGUCAUGCUUAUGUUGUGCAAUUGAACAGUAUGCAGAAUUAAAUAAUAUACUACAAUAACUUCUGCCGUAACGUUCUUGACAUCAUUUAAAGAAUAUGCAGAGCAGUCAUAGCCAGAAAUGCCUUUUUCCUAAUUAUUGGCAUCGUCAUUUCUUCCGGUGUUUGGGGUUUCGGCCAAGAAUUUUCCGUUCGGUGCAUCACUAACUGUAUGUUGUUUUUUUCCGUAAAAUGUCAAUGUUUUUCUUGUAAAAUUGUGACUUUUUGUUGUUGUAAUAUUACAAAUUGAAUUAUGAGCACCAUCCCCCCCAGGAAUAUAAAUUUGUCAGAGAAUUACAAUUUGCUGUCGUGAAUUAGAAUUUUUCUCUAAAAUUGCCAAUUAAUUUCUUGCCGCGACUUUGUUCUAUUUUACGAGCAUGUAAAUGUUCGGGGGCUUUUUCUAACAUUUCCGACGAGGUUUUAUUUGUUCUUAAAUGGCGGAGCAGGCCCUCUAUGGUCCACAAGCCAUAGGUUUCCCACCCCUGGUAGAAAAGGCAGAGUUGGCUUCAAAUUGUGAUCAUGAUGAUGACUUAUAAAAUUAUUAGUGUUUUUUUUUUUUUUUUUUUUAAAUUCCUUCCAAAGACCCAACACGCACACUCGCUUAUUUCCUUCAAGUCCUAAUUUCCUAAAACCACUUCUGACAUAACCAUCAGACACCUGCACUACCAACCAACCUACGGUAAUAUCACCUUAAAUGAACCCUUUCAUAAGCAUCAUUCCAAAAUUGUUUUCUGAUGACUGCACCAAUUCAGUAACACCAAGUCGUGUUAAGAAUCCAAUUUUACUCCGCUAAAAACACCAUUUUGAGUGUAAUGUCAACAAUUGACUCAAAAUAUCGAUUUUUUUUUUUUUCCCCCUCUCGCCUAAAAUUAACAUCUUUUUUGUAAUAUUCCAACUUUAAUCUUGUAAUUUUGCUGCUUUACUCAUAUGACUAUUCGUAAAAAUGUUUUAUUUUACUCUGGAAAUAUAAUUGGAUUCUUGGACAAAUUUAUGCUUUUCUUGUAGUAUGACUUUAAUCGCAUACAUAUUUAGCUUCUUUUUAGUCGCAUUAUAUUACAUUACAUUUUUUAAAUGGUAAAAUUCGGACUUCUGGUAGUUUUAUGACUAUUCAUGUAGAAAAUGUUAUUUUAGAAUUGUGCUGUUUUUCUUGUAAAAUUCCUUUUUUUUCCUUCUCAUACAAUGGCUUUAUUCAUAGAAUUAGUUUUUUGCUGAAGUACGAUUUUGUUUUUCCUUUGUAAAUGUGCGAAUUUAAUUUGCAAUUUCUUCCUCCUAAUCUUGAUUUAUUGUCAUACAAUUACAAUUGUUAGUGUGAGAAAUGUAUGACUUCUCAUGGCACUGCCAUUUAUUAUGUCUUCUUGGAUUGCAAACUUGCGACCCCCCCUCCCCCCCCCCUCCAAAAAAAAAAAAAAUUGCAACUAAUUUCACAAUAUUAACAUUUUCCAGUAAUAUAACCGAUUUUUUCUCCCCUCAAUUCGAGGGGGAAAAAAAAUAGCAAUUAGCUAAAAACUCAAUCAAUGGCCUAAUCAGGUGGCUUGUGGUUCCCACUGAUAAUUCAAGCAUCAACAUUCCAUUUUCCUCUUUGCAAAACUCACUUGACAAAGUGCCUCAUUCGUCCUCCAUUUUCGAUUGGAAUUUGAGUGGCGACUACAAAGAGAAGGGCGCCACUCUGGAGUGCUAAUAGCAGCGAUUAUUCAAGGAAAUCAUUUGUGCAAUUAAAAUUUGAAAUGACAGUAAAACAAAAGAAAAAGAAGGCCCCAUUAAAAGUCAGGCAUUACGUGUACACGUCAAUAUAAAUAAAAUGGGAUGAUAUGUCUCAUAACACACAAAAAUACUGAUGAUGCUCACACUACCUAGGAUUAUUAUCAUCAUCAUUUUUACCAUUAUUAGGACCACACUGAACAGAAAAUCUAAAUCUUUUUAACUCAAAUUUUGUUUUAAAAAAAAUCUUGUCAUUUUAUGACUGCUCUUGUAAGCCUAGAUAUUUUUCUCAGAAUUUCUUUUUGUAUUGGUAUAUUUCUUUCCCGUUAUUAGACUAUAGUUGGGUAAAUUUACAUUUCUAAUUCGAUGAAUUUAUUCUCCUAAAUUUCCAAAAUGUUCCCUGUAAUUGUAUGUUCUUUUUUAUAGAUGAAUAGGAUUUUUCUCAAUUUAUGACUAGCAUAAAUUUCUAUUUCCCCCCCCCCCCACUAA